UGUCCACUCUGUCGCUCAAGGUUCCUGGCAAUCGAGACAAGGUCCCCUGUGCAGCGUGCGCGAAGAAGCACCCGUCUUCGUCGUCGCCCACAUCCUCCAGCUCGUCUUUGCCCAGGGCUGUUCCCGCUUCUAUUGCUGCGCCACCAAUUGUUGCGACCUCUACGAGAUCUUUGCUACAAAAAGACAAAGACGGAGGUGACGCUCCAAUACCUUCAGCAAAGUCCAUGACGACCAUCACACAAGAGAUGAUGCAUUCCAAUUUACCAGCCUACACAGGCAUUAUCACACGCAUCAAUCCCAUCAAGCGUGUCGCAGCCUGGGUAGACGACCUAGAGGAUCUGGAGGUGCCGGAAGAAGAUCUCGAUUUUAACCAUGUGCGCUCCAUCCUCGCGAAAUCGCCUCCAGCCCUGGAAACAUUGGAGUCCAUCGAUCUCUGGGAUACCGACAGUGAGAAUUCAACAUCACGGAGCGACGAUGUACCCAACACAGAAACACUGUCUAGAGCAAUGUCUUCUGUUACAGUCUCCACUAUGUCGAUAAUGCAACUGUCGCAACUAUCGCAGCCGUCAGUAAAUGGAUCAAUUCGCCCAGAAAACAGAGGAGGUGUUCAAAGGACGGAUUCACGAGCGGGUCUGAGGGCGGAUACAGAGGCAAUGGAGACUCUGGAUGAUGACUUUGAUCUGCCAGAGGACUUUAACUCGCUAAGGUUACAAUUACCAGGGCUAAACAACCAGGAGCCUUAUCAGUCUGGAUCUAUAAAAAACCGAUGCCUUCUCAAGAGCCACGUGUCGUUACAGCAGUGGCGGGAUUCUGGAUCUGAUAUCGACGACUUUGAAUUCGGAACCCCCUUGGACAACAACAGCCUCUCGAGUAGCGCUUCAUUUUCCAGGGAUAGCAUGGUAGAUGAGGAGAACUUUUUGGACGGUAUCAUCUUCCCCGAGGCCAUGGAGGGCCUACAGCUCGUCAUCAACCGCACCUAUCGACCAGAGUUGGAUCCGUCUAUCUUUGGGAAGGAAUCACGCUUUCAAGAGGAGCAGGAUGACUUUUGGGACGGGCUCGGGGUUGACGAUGACGACGCAUUCAACCACAAGGGUCGGAACAAAAACCUGAUAGUACGAGCUGCUCCUAUGGGUCGAGAUCGGAGUGAAUCACGCGUCCAGAGGGAGGUGGUGCCUUUGAAAGACUUUGUUGCCUUGCCAUCUCGUAUUCCGCGUCUUUGCCGCACCCCAGGCGACAAUUCGAAGUCUAUUACGCCAGCACAAAGUCUUUCAAGGAUGCACUCUACGCAGUUCGAGUUGCCGUUACGAGACCUCAGAUCUAAAUCCUCCAUACCGCGGAUGAGGCGCUCUAGCAUUCCUAAAAAGAAUGGGACUAGGUCCUCAUUGAUCAUCUCUUCAGUGGACCCUAGCGAGGGCAGCAGUGCUUGCUCAUCCACAUUUACUUCUCGAGCCCCUACACCGACGGCAUUACAGUUCACAGGCAGCAAGAGGAGUUCCCUGCUAUCGAACACGGAUGAUUUUCCUAGCUUCAAAGCAUCAUCUUUGGCUAUGCGCUCCGUAUCCUUCACUGAACCUGCAGAAACCACAAGACUCGACAAUCUAAAGUCAGGGGAGCUGGCACUGUCCCUAGCAAACUCUCCCAGAGCGAAACCGCCUACGCCUCAGAACCAAGGAAAAUCGUUUUCCGGCCUUCGGACCCUUGUGCGGAAACUAGAACUUGUUCGACCUAAAUUCUCCACAAGAAGCCCUAUUCCUGUUUUCGAGUCAGUCGCGACUUUAGAAUCCGAGUCGAGGCCCCUGGCAUUACCAUAUCCCGCCAAAUCGAAUCCGCCUAUCGAGCCUGAAAACGACUUGAAAGGUGCACUGAAAAGGCCGCCUAAUUCACGAUCAUCAUCAUGCACAGACUGGGGGUCGCUUCUCGCGUCUACUGAAAUUACAAAGGAGAGCCGACCUUCUUCAAGAGCGGGCCUUGUUUCUUUGGGAGAUAUUUCUGAGGUCUUAGCAACAGACCCUGGGGAGACAGUCACUCCCGUUGCUGCUACAGAUAGAUUCUCUCGGCGAGUUUUCUUAAAGCGGUCUCCCAAACACAGCACAUUUGGUGACGGCUCAGAGCUGGAUCGUUUCGACAACCUUCCGACUUUUGGGCCACGACAAAAGCGCGAAGAAGAAAGGCUACAAGCAUCGCAAGUUGUAGUCCAAGUUAGGAGACAUUCGACGGAGAGGGUAGCAGCAUGGUUACGAAAGCCUCAGUCGAUAGCUAACUUCAAGGAAUUUCACAAGCCGGAAGGUAACGUUGCACAAUGGAGCUCUUUGGAAGGUCCCUGGCAAUUUUGCGAAGCACCGAUCUUACAUUGUGACCUAUUUCAAUUCUGUAUUGACAGCGAAGGCCACCGAGUGCGAGCAACCCUCUCCGUCGAAGAUCCGCAAAUCCAAAUCUUUAAGGAAGUCGCUAUUUGACAUAUUUGGACAGGCUGCAACGGCGCCAGAGCCUGCCGAGGU
This is a messenger RNA of Gamsiella multidivaricata, 2498 nucleotides long. RefSeq lists its product as uncharacterized. Bases 225 to 2456 code for a protein of 743 amino acids. The record is from RefSeq and is a predicted model, not a curated record. The transcript has a single exon. NCBI's taxonomy places the organism in Eukaryota, Fungi, Mortierellomycota, Mortierellomycetes, Mortierellales, Mortierellaceae.